Molecule: messenger RNA, 3624 nt
Organism: Misgurnus anguillicaudatus (oriental weatherfish)
Lineage: Eukaryota; Metazoa; Chordata; Actinopteri; Cypriniformes; Cobitidae
Source: RefSeq, a predicted model, not a curated record
CUUGUCUUUGGUGAUUUUUUUAAGUCGGCUCAUUUUCAAGUCCAUUUGUCGUCUAUGUCAUUUUCCAGGCAAUCACCGAAGUCAUCAUUCCAAUAGAUAAUUCCUAUUUUCUGGCUUUGUUCCAGGUGAUAUGAAUGGACAGGUUUCUCCAAUGCUUAGUCUCAUCUUCUUAACCUUUCUGGCGAUGACUUUCCCAGUCAUUCAGAGCGGGAAUGUUCUUGUCUUUCCUGUGGACGGCAGUCAUUGGGUCAACAUGAAAAUCUUGAUCGAAGCUCUUCACUCCAAAGGUCACAAUAUCACAGUCAUCCGGGUGCUAGACAGCUGGUACGUCAAAGAAUCUUCACCCCUUUACACAUCCAUCACUGUGAAUGCUCCUGGAGGGUUUGGUGAAGAAUUCUUCAAGGUGUUUCCAGCGAGACUCCUUAAAAUUAUCAGGAGUGGUUCCACUUGGGCUCGUCUGAAUUUGGAGCUAGAGAUGUGGGAAAAUAUUUUACAAAUGGUAAAAGUAGAAAGUGAAAUGAUUGUGAACAUGUUUGAAGACCAGCAGUUAAUUCAAGUCUUACAGGAGGCCAAGUAUGAUUUGAUGCUUACAGAUCCAGUAAAGUUUGGAGGCGUAAUACUGGGUCAUUAUCUUAAACUACCCAUUGUCUAUAAUGUCCGGUGGACGGCGUUCAGUGAGGGUCAUUUUGCCAUAGCUCCUUCACCACUUUCUUAUGUACCUUUGCCAAUGAUGGAGUUAUCGGACCGCAUGAGUUUUACUGAAAGAGUGAAGAACAUUAUAAUUUACAUUAUAAUUCAAACACAGGCUGCUUUUGUGAUAGCUCCACCAUAUAAUGCACUUUGUGAACGCUUCAUUGGCCCAGGGAUAUCAUUUGAGAAUUUAAUUCAGGGUGCUGAUCUGUGGCUCCACAGGGUUGAUUUUAUUUUUGAAUUUCCACGUCCCACUAUGCCAAACAUUGUUCACAUGGGUGGCUUUCAGUGUAAGCCAUCAAAGCCUCUUCCGAAAGAUCUCGAGGACUUUGUGCAAAGCUCUGGUGAUCAUGGUGUCAUCGUCAUGUCUCUAGGCACUCUCAUUGGUCAACUUCCUGAUGAUGUGGCAGAGGCCUUUGCUGAAGCUUUUGCUGAACUUCCACACAAGAUCAUCUGGGGGUACAAAGGAAGGAGACCAUCUGCACUGGGAAACAACACUUUAAUAAUGGACUGGAUACCUCAGAAUGAUCUUCUGGGUCAUCCUAAGACCAGAGCCUUUGUGGCUCAUGGUGGAACCAAUGGAAUCCAAGAAGCCAUCUACCAUGGGGUACCAAUCAUUGGAUUUGGACUCAUCUUUGACCAGCCUGAUAAUCUUUCAAAGAUGAGAGUGAAGGGUGUAGCCAAGACCGUAGACUUUGCCACAGUGGAUAAGGACUCCUUUCUAGAAACUGUCAAGGAGGUUCUUUAUAAUCCCAGUUAUCGGGAGAACAUGCAGAGACUCUCAAGACUUCACAGAGACGUUCCAGUGAAGCCUCUGGACAACGCGAUCUUCUGGAUUGAGUUUGUCAUGAGGCACAAAGGUGCCGCUCAUUUACGCACAGACUCGUACAAAAUGCCCUGGUACUCGUAUCACUCUGUUGAUGUCAUGCUGUUCCUGCUGUCUGCUGUGUCACUCAUAAUCCUGACCACAUAUGUGCUUAUCAGAUAUUUAUGCUGCAGAAUAUGUAGGAGAAAAUCAAAAAACAAACUAGAAUGAUUUGUCUUUAACAAAUUUAAUAUUGGUGUGUUUUUACUGUGGUGGGCUAAAAUUUUACCAGAAAAACUGAAAAUUCACAACAUAAGGUAUAGGAUGCCACACGAAGUACACAUUUGCUUUCUUAUUGGUCAUUAAAAUGGGUUGGUUGUGGUUAGGUGUGCUAGCUAGAAUAAAAAAAGAACAAUUCAUUUAUGUAUGUUUUCUGUGGAAGCAUAGUGGUGUGUGCUUGAGUCUGCGACAUAAUGUUAGUAAUAUUAAUCAAGAAGUCGCUCAGUCAAAAGCAGGGCCGAGCUCAUCAUUGGGCUAGGCUGGGCCCAGUAGUUGGCCCCCGCUCUUACAUUCAUUUGAUUUGUUUAAAAAUAUACUGUUCAUUUUAUUUUUCAUUUAAAGCUUAUUGAUUGGCCUAGCAUGGGUUGACCCCUGUUCACCAGUGACUGUAUGUUGUGAGAUUCAUAUUUUUGCACUGAGGACAGCCAAUAGACUCAUACACAAUUAUUACAGUAGAUACAAACAUUCAGUGAUGCUCAAGCUUUAUAAAUGAGGUCCCAGUGUGUUUGAUUAAGGUUGGAGCUAAACUUUGCAGGUCUGUGGCUCUUUAGGAUCAAACUUGCCUACCCAUGACCUAGGUACAAUUGGAAUAUUUGUACUUUUUUAUAUAUAAAAAAUAUGUUUUGUAUGCCGUUUUAUAUACUUUAAUAAAAUAAACGGGCAUGUUAUUUGCUCAAAAUGAUAUUUUAUGAUUUCACUCAGGUCCUCACAACCCCAUGAACCAAUCCUGGACUGGAAAACUGAACUAGCUUACACAUUCGGGUUAAUUCUAUACAGGUAUUUUUGACAUCAUGUUUAGGUGUAAAUGCUCUGCUGUGCUGUUAACCCAUUUUAUUUUAAACUUAUUAGUUUGGAAAAUAUAUUGCAAAUGUAAUUUCCACAUGAGUGGUUUGUUUUGGGGAAAAUACAGAUUUUGUUGGUGGUUGUCUGAUAUUUUUUAUAAUUUUUAAAAAUGCAUUAUAAAGUAAAAAUAAAAUAAUUUAUAAGUAAUAUAAAGUGGAUAAUAUAAAGUAUAGAAAAGUAUAGAAAGUCUCUUGUGACUCUGUUCACUGUUUAUUAUUGAUGCGUGGGUCGCCUCAUAACCUGGAGGCGGGUAAAGAAAUGUCACUUUAUUUGCGAGGCGGGUGAUUAAAAAAAAACUCAUGUAUGUUGCGUGCAAUUCCUUAUAGCCUAUAUUAAAUAUUAGGGAAUAUAUAUUUUCAUAGAUUUGAUCAUGUGAAAGUGCACCUAUUUUGUUGCUAAAAAAAAUUGUGUAUUUGGUAUACAAUGCGUUCGCGUGGUUUAUGGUUCAAAAACACAUUAUCUGUUACAUACCGUACAUUUUUGUAGCUCCAGAUAUACUGCUUUCCUCAAAUGCAUUAAUUUAGUACAAAACAUAUUGAUCUAAAAAGUGCUGUGUCCCUGAUUGGCCAGCUAAUCUGUAUGUUGUGAUUGGCCUGAAUAACUCUGACAUCAGCAGGAAAUGUUACGCUCUUUACAGUACCAUGUUUGAAAAAUUCGCUCAUAAUGCAAUGCUAACAGGAGUUAACUUACAGGUUAAGUGUGAAGCGGGAGGAAUUAUGACAAUGUCAGCCUUGUCUACGUCAAAGGCCCAGGAAGUAAACUGUUGCCUACAAUCCGUGCGUUUGUUGUAGUCCAAGAAAAGAGAUUAAAAUUAGAGACUGUAGUACAUCAGCAUAUGUGUGUUUAAGUAGUCACGAGACCUCUCUACUUAUUAGGUCCCGCCCCCCUUGGGUACCGUGUGGCAGAUAUACAGCUGCAGGGCAAUGUUAUGCGUGAAGUGUGAUAAAAACACACAUAAGGAGUUCCUGACAAGUUUAUUUUGUUACACUAAACAACAGAGACAGUAA